This is a messenger RNA of Chenopodium quinoa (quinoa), 1689 nucleotides long. RefSeq names its product protein trichome birefringence-like 13. Bases 247 to 1485 code for a protein of 412 amino acids. The transcript is spliced from 6 exons. The record is from RefSeq and is a predicted model, not a curated record. Lineage: Eukaryota; Viridiplantae; Streptophyta; Magnoliopsida; Caryophyllales; Amaranthaceae. Gene Ontology annotation, molecular function: O-acetyltransferase activity. Gene Ontology annotation, cellular component: Golgi apparatus.
UCACACAAAUGUUCUAAAUUUUUAUAUAUAUAUAAAUGAAAAUAAGCCAAAGAGAGUGCCUAAGACUAUAAAUUUUAUAAUUAGAAAAAAAAAAAAAAAAUUUAAAUAUGUCGGUGUAGAGGCUUGGUUGCAAUUUACAGUCACUCUUGUUCGGUGGGUGAUGCUGCCGUUGUUGAAGGUGGUGGAGGAGGAACUCAAAUCUCCUUCAUCUCUCUUUUUCUCUCUCCUCACUUCCGCCAUUGAUCAAUGGCGCAAAACCACCAUUACAACCCAACCUCCAAGAAACCCUCAACCCCAUUCUCUCUAACUCUAACCUCUUUCCUCUUCUUAUCUCUCCUCUGCUUCGCCUCUCUCCUCCUCGCUUUCUCUCUCUUCCCCUUUUCAUCUCUUUCUUCUCAAACCCCCCAAUUUCACCCAUCAUCAGAACCCUGCGAUUUCACUGAUGGGAAUUGGGCUUACGAUCCUACUGUUAGAUCUGUUCGAUAUGAUCACACUUGCAAGGAGAUUUUCAAGGGUUGGAAUUGCAUUUUGAAUAAUAAAUCCAAUGCUUUUGAGAUUUCUAAGUGGAGAUGGAAGCCCAGAAAUUGUCAUCUUCCCCCUUUUGAUGCUCGAAGAUUUCUUGAAUUGUUUAGGGAUACUAGUAUAGGAUUUAUAGGUGAUUCAUUGAAUAGAAAUAUGUUUGUGUCUCUGUUUUGCAUGCUGAGGCAAGUAUCAAGUGAUGUGAAGAAGUGGCACCCAGCUAAAGCAGAUCGAGGGUUUACUUUUCUUCAGUACAAUCUUACUAUUGCUUAUCACCGUACUUAUCUAUUAGCACGUUACGGUAGGUGGUCACCUAAUACCAAAGGUGGAGCUCUAGAAUCUCUUGGAUAUAAUGAUGGGUACCGAGUUGAUAUUGAUGUCCCCGAUAGCAAAUGGGCUGAAGCUCCUAGCUUCCAUGAUGUUGUCAUCAUUAAUACUGGACACUGGUGGUGGGCUCCCUCAAAGUUUGAUCCAGUAAAGUCACCUAUGCUCUUUUUUGAGAAAGGAAUGCCUAUACUGCCUCCAGUAUCUCCUGAUGUCGGUCUGGAUAUGGUCCUGAAACAAAUGAUAUCAUAUGUGGAGAGCAAAAUGCGACCUGGUGCAAUAAGAAUAUUCCGCACACAAUCCCCCAGACAUUUUGAGGGAGGCGACUGGGACCAUGGUGGUUCUUGCCCGCGCUCAAAGCCUUUGUUAUCACAAGAAGUUGAAGAACUUUUCAACGUGGAAAAUAACGGAACAAAUGUUGAGACACGCCUUGUCAACCAUCACUUGUACAAGACCCUUAAAGGAUCCAGUUUCUUUGUUUUGAACAUAACCCAUAUGAGUGAAUAUAGAGCAGAUGCCCAUCCCUCAAAAGCUGGUGGAAAGAGGCAUGAUGAUUGCAUGCAUUGGUGUUUACCUGGCCUUACAGAUACAUGGAACGAUUUAUUUGCUGCAUACUUGAAUUUUGUAAAAGAUCAUAGCUAGUUCAUUCUAUUUAUUGGUAGUUUUGUUGAUAUAUAUUGUUCAUUAUCAAUCUCUAGGCCCAAUCACCCCCUCAUUAGCCACUGAGGCACUGAGUCUUUAUAUCCCACUGAGUCUGGUUAGAGGGGGAUAACCUAAAAUUCCCUGUCUGUUUUGGCCAUUAAGCUACUUUGGGUUCAAGCUAUAAGAAGGUAUUCGAAGCCUUGA